AUGGCUUGGCUCCCCCUGCUGGCCUUCUUCCUUGCGGGCGCGAGCAGCUUCAAGCUUCAGAGCAAUUCAAGCGCCCUCUUCGAGGGCUCAGCCACUCCAUGGGAGCUGGUGCUGAAAGUCGCCAAGACCGAUAAGCUUGGAUUCUCCUCGGCGUUGUGGACAAGCUCGGAUCUGCUGAACCAAGACUCGCCGUGGGAGAAAGAGGAAGAUGCCAAGUACGACGCCUACAACAAGGUCCCCUUCAAAAAGAUUCGCAUGUGUGUUGGAACCCCCCAGUCCAACUGUGUGGAGCACGUCUUCGCCAAGAAGUACCAAAGUGCCAAGGCACUCUUCUCCGCAGGCUACAUCCGCGAUGAGACCGUCAAGCAGGAUGGCAUCCUGAAAGCAUUCGGCCCGAAGAAAGGGGCCUACCAGGACUGCGCCAUGCAGAGGCCGGGCUUCAACAUCCAGUGCAAGGACGGCAACAAGGCGCGCUGGGGCUACUGCAACAACUGCGCGAGCCAGGGCUGCCAGAUAAGCGACAGCAACGACGCGGACUCCGCCAUCGGGAUUGGGCUCGCCGGGCAAUCCACGGAUACAGAGCUCGGGGGUGGCUGGACAGCGUACUUUGCAUCCGGGAAAGGAACGUGCUCCGCUAACAGCAAGACAUUCAAAGCCGUGUGGCUUUGGGUAGCCAGCCUCGAGGGCUCGUCGCGGCCCUACACGCGCAACGUGCGGGACUGGACGGCGGUCAUGAAGAUUGCUCAGACGAAAACCUUCGGCUUCAGUUCCAGCUACUGGGGGAACAACAAGUUGCUGAACUCCGACUCAGCCCUGGCUGUAGAAGAGGACGCAAAGUACCAAGCCUUUCUUGACAAGCCCCUCGAUGCCAUCCGCAUGUGCGUCGGCAAGCCCGAAGAGAACUGCGUGAUCCACACGUUCCAGGACCAGUACGACAGCGCAAAAGCCUUGUUCACAGCCGGCUACAUCCGCGACACGACCGUGGACCAGAAGGGCAUCCUCUCUGCGUUCGGCCCGAGUCCCGGAUCCUAUCAAAACUGCGGCAUGCAGAGACCGGGCUUCAACAUCGAGUGCAAGGACGGCAACAAGGCGCGCUGGGGCUACUGCAACAACUGCGCGAGCCAGGGCUGCCAGGAAAGCGACAGCAACGACGCGGACUCCGCCAUCGGGAUUGGGCUUGCCGGGCAAUCCACGGAUACAGAGGUCGGGGGUGGCUGGACAGCGUACUUUGCAUCCGGGAAAGGAACGUGCUCGGCCAACAGCAAGACCUUCAAGUCCGUGUGGCUCUGGGUUAGCUCUGGUUCAACAGCGAGCCAAGCACAAGACCUGGCCCUGUCCGCCGACUUCUCCAAAGUCGCGGCCGACGAGGCGAAGUUCCUCAGCGAGUGCAGCGCCGCCCUCGCGCCCGCCGAGUGCGUGAAGGUGGUUCCCCGCUCCCUGCGCACCGUGGUCACGGUGACGGCCCCAACCCUCCCGAAGCUCGAGAGGGCCUCCAGCCAGGUGUUCAACGCAGGCCUGGACCUGAAGACGAUCGGUAAGUUGAGGCCCUUGCUGACCGAGUGCGAGGGCACCUUGGCAACGGGUGACAACGCGAGGCACUGGGCCUGCGAUGGCCAGCCGCUGGAGAAGUGCGAUGCCACCUACACGAAGACCCCCAACGGACAGUACUACCAGUGUGGAGCACCGUACAGAAUGGCUACCACACAUAUCGAACAAUGUGUGCUCGCUCAACUCUUUGGCCACACCACUGAAGUUGGGCUUGACAUCAUCCGUUACCAAUUCAUGCCGCGUAAAGGCAUUCGGGGCUUUAUGCGGAAGCACGCAUUGCUGGAAGAGCCAAGAUCUCUCAAGUCUUUUGACGAGGAGGCGAUUAUGAGCUGUCCAGCCCUCGCAUCGAUUGCGACGACAACUGGGAAUUGCCUCCACUGCAUCCAGGACGCCGGAGUUGGCAAGUUCGAGCCAUCCGGCAGCCUUGACAUGUAUGUGGUAGCCACAUCCAACUGCGAGCUGCAUGAAUUCCGAGGGGAUUGUGCUUGCGAGGUGGACCCAGAAGCCAGGACAAUUCGAGAGGAAGUGCAUUGGUUCAACGGAACACACCACGGAGAGGGAGAGGUUGCACGUGAUAGUCGCGGCAAGGAUGCUCUGGCAGUGCGUCUUGCAGGCGUCGAUGCGCCCAGGGAGCUCCGGAGGGAGCUUCGUGUGAAACCAAAUGAGGCCCUGAGCAAGGAGAAGCCCAGGGCCAUCAUAACAUCCAAGGACGCUGGCGUCGUGCGGCACAUACUCGACAGUGGGCUGCUAGAGCACGUGCUCUUUAACAACCCAUUGUUUGAGCAGAGGUCGCUGAAACACGCUUCAAGGCGUGAUUUUGGAAGGCGCAUGGGUGAGCUCAUGCGCAAUUACGAGUACGCCGCGUCCAUGGAUUUUGGUGCAUUCGAUGGCAGCUGCACCAAGGAGGUCCGUGACCUUAUAGAGAAUGACAUAAUUGUGUCAAUGUUCUCUAAGCUCCUGGACGUCGAGAGCAAGGAUGGCCUGCUACACGCCGCGAUAUAUGACCGGAUCAAGGACAAGUGCCACAUGAACGUGAAGAACAUUAUCAAAGCAGUGGUGUUUGACAUGAUCAGGGAGAGCGGUGACCGAAGCACGUCAGUGUUGAACUUCCUGACAAACCUCACGCUGUGUGUUGCCACUGUCUCCAUGAUGUUGGAGCGGAGAGGAGAUGACGGACUGCAAGUCUUCAAGCAGGCAUUGAUUGACCUGUUUGGGGGCGAGUACGACUUUGGCACAAAGUGGUGUGGAGGAUAUGCUGAGUGUGGGUUCAAGAUUGAACCACAAGGGCCCGAUGGAGAACUCGACCAUUCUCAGUGUCUAGUCAGCACGAACGAGAGGCUUGAGUUCUGUUCAAAGAUUGCCGUCAGUGUGGGGGAGGAGACUUAUUCUUUUCCAAAACCCGCGAAAAUGAGCAACUCGCUCACCGUGUCUUUUGACAUAGGCGCCGACAGACACACAGCAGGCGCAACAAAAGCAAUCGCGAUGAUGGCAAACUGUGUACACCAGCCUCUGAUGUAUGCGGUGUGCAAAGCGGUUGAGGGGCACAAGAGAGAGGGGGGCAGAUUCAACCGGGAGUUGGCGAAAAACAUUUUCCAGGAGCUCCUCUACGAGGGCGGGGAAGGCUUUGAGGAGGCAAUCAAGAGGGAACACGAGAUCUUCAUGGCGGACGGGAAGGACGCACGGGCGAUGAUGUGUGCCUUCGAGAGAGAGACCGGAAUAUCGGUCGGGGAGCAGGAGGAAGCCAUUCUGCCCUUGGCCAGUGGGAACCUGGAUACG
Symbiodinium natans is the source of this 3324-nucleotide messenger RNA. The record is from the annotation of a GenBank genome assembly. Lineage: Eukaryota; Dinophyceae; Suessiales; Symbiodiniaceae.